AUGUGGGGUCCAACGGAGGACAGCCAGGGAGUGGACAAGGGGACGACUGAGGAGAACGGUCUGUCCAGUGAUGAUUACACACUGUCUCCAUCGGACGAGGAGUUCGAGCACACGUUGGACUGCGGCCCCCCCCCCUCCUCUCCUGCGGCGUCCCACAUCUGUGACGGGCAGGAGCGGCGCCCACCAGGAUCCAGAGGAGAGUCCAGAGAGGCUCCUUUCACAGAUCCUCCUCCUGAAGCCCGGGUAGCAGCUCCGGCCGAGGAGCCCAGCGCGCCCUGCCCGGUCCCCAAGCCACGCCUCUCUCGGCAGCCCAGCCCCUCCCCUCCCGUAGCCAAACCUCGCACGAUCCACCUCAUCAACCCCUCGGCUCCAGAGACCCCCUCCCCUGCGACGCCCACCCAGGAGACCUCCAAGGCGGCGCCCGACUCCAGACCGAAGCAGUCGCUGCGGAAGCUGCAGCUCACCAACGAGGAGAAAAGCCUGCUGGUGAAUCUUCAGAGCUUCAGCAUCGACUCGGACUCCGAGACCCCCGGAGGAUCCUCCUCCUGCUCCUCGUCCUCGGCGACGGCGGGAGGUCCGAGCCCCCCCAAACCCGGGGGCCUGGACGGGCAGGAGGAGGAGGGCUACUGGAGCAGCAGCACCACCGGGCACAUGCGGGAGAAGAGGAACCGCCGCUGCUUCAAGAGGAAGGAGAUGCCGAGCGGCCAGACCAGAGAACGAUCCAAGUUCUCCCCCUGGAACCUCUCGUCCCCGAGGAUCAGCCGGGACACGCGGCUCAGCGUCCACGUCCACCGUCCAGGGAGAGUGGAAACGACUUUCCGACACGUGCACAGCGCCUCGGAGGAAGGAGCGGACGGAGACGACGACGAGGACGAGGACGACAUGUUUGAACAAGAUGAUAUCGACCUAGUAACUGUUUACAGGGGGGGCUCCCCCCUCGACUCCCACCUCCGGGAGCGGACUCUCCGGAGCUUUGGAGGCUACCUUAGUCUCCGGAACCCCCCCCUCCACCAGAGGAGCGGGAGGCUCUGUAGCAACAGCAGCCUCGGGCUGGGCUGCUCGCGGAAGCCGCUGCGCUCCAUCCUCCCCGCACUCUAA
This is a messenger RNA of Limanda limanda (common dab), 1098 nucleotides long. Its product is annotated as F-actin-monooxygenase mical1-like. NCBI's taxonomy places the organism in Eukaryota, Metazoa, Chordata, Actinopteri, Pleuronectiformes, Pleuronectidae. The coding region runs from base 1 to 1098 and encodes 365 amino acids. The transcript is spliced from 4 exons. The record is from RefSeq and is a predicted model, not a curated record.